AUGACCUGUCACUCCAACAAAGCGUACUGGAUGGUGGGACUGGGCGCAUCAAUUGGUAACAGCAUGCUCGCAAUGUCAGGUCCUGAAUCUCCCACCCUCAAGAUGUUUGUCACGCGUGGAAUCUCCCUGGUCAACUUCACCGUCGCCUCCUCCGCACUCGCCUUCCAGGUCUUCGUAUUAUAUCCCUGGCACAAUCAGCUAGACGACGAGUUCAAAGCGUUGAAGCAGGAACAUCUGCGCGUGCUGCGUCGAGCCGAUCAAUUAAUCGCACAAAAGCUAUAA
This is a messenger RNA of Aspergillus bombycis, 282 nucleotides long. RefSeq lists its product as uncharacterized. Lineage: Eukaryota; Fungi; Ascomycota; Eurotiomycetes; Eurotiales; Aspergillaceae. The transcript is spliced from 2 exons. The record is from RefSeq and is a predicted model, not a curated record. The coding region runs from base 1 to 282 and encodes 93 amino acids.